AUGGACGCCGCAUCCCUAUUUGAUGUCAAGGGCAAAGUCGUGCUGGUUACGGGUGGCGCUAAAGGAAUUGGUCGCAUGAUCUCUGAAGGCUAUGUUGUCAACGGUGCUACUGUAUACAUCACGGCUCGCGAUAUCAAGACCUGUGAGGCUGUUUGUGAAGAGUUGAAUGCCCUUGGCAAGGGCAAGGCGUACGCGAUAAGGGCAGAUCUAUACAAGGAAGAAGAUUGCAAGAAGCUUGCUGAGGAGUUUGGGAAACGGGAGUCCAAGCUCAACAUACUUGUCAACAACGCCGGUUCUAACUGGGGUGCUCCGUAUGACGAAUACCCAUCCGCUGCAUGGACCCGAGUUCUUACACUAAACCUCCAUCGCGUUUUCGACGUCACACAACUCCUCACCCCUUUCCUCGAGAAGGGUGCAGGCGAAUUGGACCCGGCAAGAGUAAUAAAUAUUGGAAGUGUUGAUGGCCUACGAGUUCCUGCCCUGGAAACGUUUGCAUACAGUGCUAGUAAAGCUGGACUUCAUCAUCUCAGCAGGGUUCUAGCAAACCACCUAGGAAAGAGAAAUAUCACAUCGAAUACUCUUGCAUGCGGGCCGUUCCAGAGCAAGAUGAUGAAGGCAACCCUAGAGAAAUUCCGAGAGUCGAUCGAAGCCGGCAUUCCUCUCGGCCGCAUUGGGACACCACAGGAUAUUGCCGGCGCCUGUCUGUUCUUGAGUAGCCGUGCAGGAGCAUAUAUUAAUGGUUCUACAAUCACGGUAGAUGGUGGAAGCGUCAUUGGGUCGAAGAUCUGA
This is a messenger RNA of Arthroderma uncinatum, 789 nucleotides long. RefSeq names its product rhamnolipids biosynthesis 3-ketoacyl-acyl carrier protein reductase. The record is from RefSeq and is a predicted model, not a curated record. The transcript is spliced from 4 exons. Gene Ontology annotation, molecular function: oxidoreductase activity. Bases 1 to 789 code for a protein of 262 amino acids. Lineage: Eukaryota; Fungi; Ascomycota; Eurotiomycetes; Onygenales; Arthrodermataceae.